Molecule: messenger RNA, 2341 nt
Organism: Sabethes cyaneus
Lineage: Eukaryota; Metazoa; Arthropoda; Insecta; Diptera; Culicidae
Gene: shop
Product: sulfite oxidase, mitochondrial
Exons: 4
Coding region: 426-2129 (567 amino acids)
Cellular component (GO): mitochondrion
Molecular function (GO): oxidoreductase activity; molybdenum ion binding
Source: RefSeq, a predicted model, not a curated record
AAAGGCUAUCGCUUUCUUAUCGGUCGGUAAAUUAAAUUAGACUAUCUAUGCCUUCGCACAUGGCACCGUGAACGUGUUUCGGCUGAUACGAGUAUAAAUCGUUCACGUCCAAAUCCCUAGAUGGUGACUAUUGCAGUGACAUUUUUUUCUGUUAGUUCCGUGGAUUAGCAAAAAACCAGUUUAAUUUUUUUUUCGAGUUUUAAUUACAUCGAAUAGUGUAUAUGAAGUAUAGUGAAGCAUCGCCACAGGUCCAAAGCAAGGUCACAUUUGUUGUUGGUUGCUUGGAUUCGCGAUUUAUGUGAUAGUGCGUGUUUCUUUUUUUCUUUCUUCAAUCGUUCUGAAAGACUCAACAGAGAAGAGUUUUUGCCGGUCCGGUCGGUCGGUACACGGUCGUUCAGUUUGCAAUUCACAGUGCUGUUGACAAGAUGUUGUCACGAAGUGUGCUCUGCUUAGGCAGAUUUCAGCCGCAACAGGUUACUGGCAAACGUAAUUUACUUAAGAUCGUCAGCAGAUCUUCAAGUUAUGGAGCCAGUAGAUUGGCUCCGGAUAGUGAUCAGGCAGGAGGUGACAAAAAAUCGCUGGUAACCGCCGCCUCCAUAAUCGGAGGUUCACUUCUCACCUAUUGGAUUGUGAAAUACAUAAAAAAUGCACCCACAAGCGUUCAUGCCAGGCAAACCCCGCCCCACACAGGCACGGCCGUGGACAUUCGGAAGGCCCACAGUGAACUGCGAUCGGAUCUACCGGUUUACUCGAUGGAAGAGAUAGGCAAACACAAUUCGCCAGAGGCCGGAAUUUGGGUUACAUACGGUAUCGGUGUGUACGAUAUCACCAAAUUUGUGCCCAAACAUCCCGGCAGUGAUAAAGUUAUGCUUGCCGCAGGCAACGCAAUCGACCCCUUCUGGCACGUUUACCAGCAGCACAACACCGAACAGGUACUGCAGCUGUUGGAAUCCUUCCGGAUCGGUAAUCUAAAAGAGGAAGACAUCAUCAGUACGACGGAUCAGGCCGAUCCGUGGGCUGCCGAACCGAAACGUCACCCGAUUCUUAAGGCGGCCACUCAGCGGCCUUGCAAUGCGGAACCACCGUCUUCGGUGUUGGUGGAAAGUUUCCUCACACCGGCGGAAUUCUUCUACGUUCGCAAUCACCUUCCGGUGCCGGUGGUUGAUAUCGAGGAGUACGAGCUGGACAUUGAAGUCGAGUUGAGUGGAAAGCAGCGAACUUUGAAGUUCGACGAGUUGAAAAAGUAUCCGAAACACACCGUUACGGCCACGAUCAUGUGUGGAGGAAAUCGACGUGGUGAAAUGAUUGAGGUAAAUCCUAUCAAGGGAUUACCCUGGGGCUCUUCGGCUGUGGGUAAUGCCACAUGGACUGGAGUUCGACUAGUAGACCUACUGACUGAAAUGGGCGUUGAGAUGGAUGAAACCAGCCACGUCCACUUGGAAGGACUCGACACCGAUCCGACGAGCACACCGUAUGCAACAUCCAUACCGCUGUCCAAAGCACUGGAUCCGCGUGGUGACGUAAUCUUAGCGUACGAGAUGAACGGUCAACCUCUAAGUCGAGAUCACGGAUAUCCGGUUCGAGCGAUUGUACCCGGUGUCGUUGGGGCUCGUAACGUUAAAUGGCUAGGAAGGAUAGUGAUUUCCAAAGAAGAAUCCGACUCUCACUGGCAACAAAAGGACUACAAAUCAUUCAGUCCCAGUACAGAUUGGGACACGGUUGAUUUUGGGACUGCACCGGCCAUACAAAACAUGCCGGUAACGUCAGCCAUCUGCACUCCAGCCAAUGGCGAGCAGGUGCAGUCGAAAGACGGCUACAUCACUGUUAAAGGGUACGCUUGGUCCGGUGGGGGACAGCAAAUCAUUCGCGUUGAUCUGACAAGCGAUGGUGGAAAUAGUUGGGUAGUGGCCGAACUGGAUCAGGUCGAACAGAACACAAGCCGCGGUCGGCACUGGUCGUGGUCGCUGUGGACAGCGAAAAUUCCCGCCAAGCCUGGGCAAAAGCUAGAGAUAUGGGCUAAGGCGGUUGAUGAUAACUAUAACGUACAACCGGAGACGUUUAAGAACAUUUGGAACUUAAGAGGAGUGGUCAGUAAUGCCUAUAGUCGUGUUAAGAUUGAUGUGAAGUAAAUCAAGCGUUGAUGAAUGUAUACCUAGUAAAAUAUUUGAACUUCGAAAACGAAUUCGGCAAGAAAUGAUUCAUUCUUAGAAAAUUCUAUACAAAAUGUUUAUACAUUUUCUAUUCGUUGAUUGCAAAACUACAACGAAGUUCUGUUUUUGUGGCAAGAUGGCGUUAAAAAAUUAAGAAGCAACAAAUUUCAUGAUAUUUCAAAAAGAAAAAU